Messenger RNA from Mytilus californianus (California mussel), 3451 nucleotides. RefSeq lists its product as uncharacterized. The record is from RefSeq and is a predicted model, not a curated record. The coding region runs from base 1486 to 2253 and encodes 255 amino acids. Lineage: Eukaryota; Metazoa; Mollusca; Bivalvia; Mytilida; Mytilidae. The transcript is spliced from 5 exons.
UAUACAGUUGUAUCAGCAUUAGCACAUCUCAUUUCCAUGGAGAUUAUUUGGCCCUGCCCCCUCAGUCAUGGUCUAUUGACUUUGAAACUUUUGCUUUUUUUACAUGUAUUAGUUUGUGAUAAGGUCAGUUUAGGGGGAACCAUUAGUGGUAGGCCAAUGUUAAUUGGUAUUCAGUUGUGUAAACAUUAGCACAUCUCAUUUCCAUGGAGAAUAUUUGGCCCCAUCCACUCAGUCAUGGUCUAUUGACCUCGAAACUUUUGCUUAGUUUACAUGUAUUAGUUUGUGAUUAGAUCAGUUUAAGAUGAACUGCUUAUGUUAAGUCAAUGAUAAUUCACAGGUAUGCAAAUUUAUUGGCAUUUGCAAGUAUCGUUUCCAUGGAGAUUAUUUAGCCCCAUCCCCUCUUCAUGGUUCAUUGACUUUGAAACUUUAGCAUACAAUGUAUAUAGUUUACAAGUUAAUGUUUGUGGUUAGGUUUAGGUUUAAAGGGAAUGACUUACAUGACUUAUAAUAAGUCAAUGCUAUUUGGUAUGCAGUUGUGUUAGCAUUGGCACAUCUCAUUUACAUGGAGAUUUUUUAGCCAUGUACAUGUACUUCAGUCAUGGUUCAUUGACUUUGAAUAUUUGCAUAACUUAUUCAAUAUGAUAAAGAUUGCUAUUUUAAUUUCCACAUUUGCAUAAUCAAAAUUACAAAAAGGUGCGACAUAUCUCUGUGAUAACAGUUUAUUUCUUGUUGAAGGCUUAUGGUUGCCUAUAAUUGCUUACAUCCACUUCAUUUGAACUUUUGUGGAUAGUUGUCUCAUUGGCAAUCAUCAUGAUCAUAUCUCCUUAUUUUUGUAUUAUGGUUUGCAAGUAAAGUAUUGAAGACACCAUUUUUUUGCCAUAAUUUUUUCAAAAAUAAUUCACUUUGUUAAAAAAUAUUUGGUAAUAUAUUAUAUAAGUUCAUAAGUUUUUAACAAUGUUUAAAGUGAUAACCAAUCAAAAACAUUUUUAAUAGAGUAAUGAGAAAACUUUAAACAGAAAGCCAAUUAUUGUGUAUUUUGAAUUCUUACUUUUAAUUACAAGUGCUGAAAUUUUAAAGAUUAUUGGAUAAUUGACUUUUUCUAUAGGUACCUAAUUGACCAGGUGACAAUAUGACUUGUACCCAUGAUAUUGGUAUACAUUCUAAUUCAUAGUGAUAUUUAUUUAUAGAUUAAGAAGGUUAAAAUCAACAAUGUGGUAUUUUUACAAAAAACAAAGGUAUCCACCAAAGACCAACUGAUGUCUAUGCAAUUACACAUGUACUAGCCAUAGGUCACCAUACUUCCUUCAUUAUAGAGUAAUUUUUGAAAACAGUUCAAAGCUAUAUAGUACAUGAUAUAUAUAUAUGUACCAUACAUGUAUAUUAACAGUAAAUCAAAGUUAAAAAGGCAUUGAUAUGACAGAAUUUUAGACUAUUAUAUAUAAUGUAUAUUUACAAUCUCUCAAAAAGUUUCAUUUUAUUUAGCUAAUGAAGAAGAUGAUGGAUUCCCAAACAGAAAUUUUGAUGAAGACCUUGACUGAUCAAGGUGAAAAAAUUGAAGAAUUACAUCAAUUGUUACGGAGAAUCGAUUUGCAUGCAGGAACUCAGAGAAAAGGAAAUAAAACAGCCAUCCAUGUUCCUGCACAUAUAAAGCAAGCUGUUCGUGAUGCUUAUAGGCAUAGCACUACAGAAAACAAUUUAGUCUGGACAUGUAAAACAGCAGCUGGUUCUAUUUUGAAGUAUUCCUCAGGAGAAAACAAAGAGUUGUCUGAGGCUAUAUGUGUCUAUGUCAAAGGACAAUAUCCCACAACAGAAGAAGGUGUUAUUAAAACUGGUAUUGAGACAUAUUUCAAUACCAUAAAACAGAGGAGACAAAUGGAGGAGGAUGGAAAAAAGGCCUCACACAACAGAAAAAUGGUUUUGUAUGGGAGAAAGAACAGGAAGCUUCAAAAUAGAGUAAAGGCCCUUCAAGCCAAGAAACUGCCAGUGUCGGAAGAGGACAAAUUAAUGAAGGCCAUGAAAAUAGAUUUUAUGUCUAGUGAGGACAGCGAUUCUGAAGAUGAAACUCGCCUAAUCACAAGACCUCUGACUUGGCUGUCUAAAGAUUUUAAAUCUUACAUGGAUAAACUAGACAGUAAAUACCAGAGACAGCUCAAUGCACAGGGCAAAAAGCUGAGGUCUAAGAGAGUUGUUGGCAGGCCAUCAGAGAGGCCUUGUCCCAAGAAAUCUCCAGACCUUGCAUGGGUUUUUGCUUAAGGGCAUUUGACAAAAAAAUAAUCUUUAAAUUUUGAAUAGGGCCAAUUCAAAUGUACACUUUUGGAAUUUGCAAAGAAAAAAAUACCUUCAUGAUUUACUUUAGAAUUAUAGUUUACAUGUUUUAUAUAAAGAUUACCGGUAGAUCAGUUUAAGGGGAACCUCUGAAAAUAAGUCAAACGGAAUAUUAUGGUUUAUUGAAUUUGACUUUGAUUAUUUUUUUAAGUAUACAAGAUAAAUUAUUGCUAUUUAAUUUCAACAUUUGCAUUUUACUAUCAAAAUUAUUUACAGGUGCAACAAAUCUGUGUCAUCAGAUUAUGUUAUUGUGUUUGGUUAACCUACAUAUUUUUUUUUUUAAAUUAACUUUCUUUUACCUUUUCUAAUUAAUUAAAUGCUGAAUAAUAAUUUGGGUGUGGCUCAUUUGAGUGUCUCUGGUAUUUGCUGUCUAGAUUUUCCAUGUAAGAUUUCACCACAUUAUUCAUAUCUCUUGGUCAAUGGGAGAUAACUUUUUAUAUUUAACAGUUUACCAAAUGUUAUUUCUAUUUAAGAGUUAAUGAACAAUUCAUAUUAAUAAACUUAUUAUUUUCGUCAAUUGUCCUAGUACAUUUAAUAUUUGAUAAUUUUGUGCUUGAAAUCAUAUAAUUUUGUCGAUAAAAGUUUAUUUGUGUGCUAUUUUAUUCAAUUGAACAUAUUUGAAAAAUUUACUUAAUGUUUAAUUAUUUUUGACUUGCAUACAGCAUUUGGGAUGAGAUCCCAUAAAAUUUUAAUUAAUGUCUGAGCAGCCUGAUUGGUUUUGAAAUUAGCAAUUAUGUUUAUGUUUGUUGUUUUUUGCUUUUUGAUGUAUUUGGUUUUUUUUUAGAUUGACAAAUAAUGCUAGCAAGGGAGAUUAUUCAUAAAUAAUUUUAUGAUGACAAACUUGAAAAAAAAAGCUGCUUAUGUUUGCUAUUUGUUAUAACCUUAUUGUAAUGAUUCUGAAACAAGCAAACUUAACUAGUAAGCAUGUUGCUUUGCCACAUACCAUUAUUUUAUUAACUAGUUUGAAUUUGAUGUAGAACUGAACUUAUUUUAAAAAAAGUGUAUUUUUAUAUUUGUUUGCAUAGUAAAAUUGUAGUUCAUUGAUAUAACAAACAUUCUGACAGUUUUUUUUUUUAUUGAUAAUCAAAACAACUCUGUUUUGUCAGUAUCUGAAUAAAAUUAAUUU